Onychostoma macrolepis is the source of this 3809-nucleotide messenger RNA. RefSeq names its product retinoblastoma 1 (gene rb1). The record is from RefSeq and is a predicted model, not a curated record. Gene Ontology annotation, cellular component: nucleus; Rb-E2F complex; chromatin. The coding region runs from base 224 to 2935 and encodes 903 amino acids. NCBI's taxonomy places the organism in Eukaryota, Metazoa, Chordata, Actinopteri, Cypriniformes, Cyprinidae. Gene Ontology annotation, molecular function: RNA polymerase II transcription regulatory region sequence-specific DNA binding. The transcript has 27 exons. Gene Ontology annotation, biological process: cell morphogenesis involved in neuron differentiation; neuron projection development; negative regulation of G1/S transition of mitotic cell cycle.
GUUGACUGCGCGCAGAAACCGGACGUGACGCGAUAGUGGCGGAUGUUGCGUUGAUCAAUUUUCCCGCGUUUUGGGUAGUUGAGGAAAUAGUGGAGAGUUGCGGACACAAACAAGCGAUUUCAGGUUCUGACAUCUAACCACUAACCACAACAUCAACAACCCGCCGCUCGUGAUCGCUCGCUGUGUUGUGAGUGAACGCGCUCUUCAUCGCGACACCGUCGACAUGCCGCCGAAGAAGCGCAGCAGUGGGACCCCGCAGAAGAAAGAGCUCAAGGGGAACACGAAGAGCGGAUCUCCGGACAGCAGCGAGAACACAGUGCUGAGCCCCGAACGACACAAGGACAAGGAGCCUGAGUUUGUGUCUCUCAGUGAGGAGCUUCAGACCACCAAUCCCAUCUGUGAUCAUGCGUGGAGAAUUUGGGAGAGGGAGAUCAGGUCGAUGGAUAAGGCAAAUAUGCCAUAUUCAAACAGACAGCAGUGGGGAGCUUGUCUGUUCAUUGCAGGCAUGGAGCUUGAUGGCCUCAGCCUCACCUUCACACAGUUCCUGAAAGUAGUUGGACUGAGUGUGAAGCAGUUCAUCAGUCUUGUGAGGAAGAUGGAUGUAAAUGUGGACACAAUAAGCCCUACAGUGAACACUGCUUUGAAACGACUGGAGAACAAAUACAAUGUGACACUGGCUCUCUACCAAAGAUUUGUGAAGACUUGUGAAAAAAUUUCUGCAGAGCCUGACAAAUCAAAGAGAACAGAGCUUUGGGAAAGCAGUUGGACCAUGUUCCUCUUGGCCAAGGGAACAUUUCUGCAGAUGGAGGAUGACCUUGUGAUAGCCUUCCAAUUGCUGCUGUGUGUUCUGGAGUUCUUCACCAAGCGUUUCACUCCGUCUCUGCUUCAGUCACCCUAUAAGUCAGCAGUUAGUUCAUCUACCUUGAGUCCUCCAACUAGGACAUCCCGACGUAAUCAGGGAAAAGCCAAAACCCGUCCUCCAGAGAUGGACGUGCAGUUGCUGGAAACACUGUGCAAGGAGAGCGACUGCAGUGUGGAUGAGGUGAAAAACGUGUACCAGACCACUUUUUGUGCGUUCCUGGACUCUGUGGGUCUGUCAGGACUCCAAGGGCUUCCUCCUCUGGAAACACUUUCCAAGCAAUAUGAAGAGCUGUACCACAAAAACAAGGACUUCGAUGCCAGGUUGUUCUUGGUUGAUGAUGAGACACUUUCCUCCAGCAAAACAGAAGUGUCAAAGGUGGAAAUGACUCCAAGAAAGAAUCUGUCUGGAGAUGAUGUUGCAAUUCCAGUUCCACAGACCCCAAUCAGAGCUGCAAUGAACUCUAUACAGCAGCUCAGGGUUGAUCUCAACUCAGCUAGUGACCAGCCCUCAAGCAAUCUCCUAGUCUAUUACAAGAACUGCACUGUUGACCCAUCUGAAGAGAUCAGAAAGAGGGUUGAAGAGCUGCGUCAGGUCUUUAUCAAGAGGUUUGCACAGGCUGUGGGCCAGCACUGUGAGGGGCUGGGCAGAAAGCGGUUUAAUCUUGGUGCCCAGCUCUACUACAAAGUGAUGGAGUCCAUGCUUAAAUCGGAGGAGAAGAGAUUAUCUGUCCAAAACUUCAGUAAACUUCUCAACAAUGCAGCAUUCCAUACCUCAUUGCUUGCAUGUGCCCUGGAAGUUGUAAUGGCAACCUAUGUCGGGAACUCCUUAAAGAGUGGAGGUUUUGGCUGCAGCUCAGGGGCCAGCGAUUCUGUGGAAACUGAUCUGUGCUUCCCCUGGAUCUUGGACGUCUUCCAGUUGCCUGCUUUCGAAUUCUACAAGGUGAUAGAGAGCUUCAUUAAAGCCGAGCCCACCCUGAAACACGACAUGAUGAAGCACCUGGAGCAGUGCGAACAGGUUAUCAUGGAGAGUCUCGCUUGGAAAGCGGACUCUCCGCUCUUUGACCUCCUCAAACAAUCUCGUGAGGAAGGACCUGGUGAACAAGCAGAGCCCCCUGCGACACUAAACCAACCCCUGCAUCACAACCACACUGCUGCUGAUCUGUACCUGUCUCCUGUGCGGCCGAGCCGUCAACCUCCAGCAACAGAGGCCGAGCCCCCCACACCAGGCACCAAAGCACUCCGUUCAAACUCUCUGAGCCUCUUCUACAAAAAAUUGUACCGGAUGGCCUACCUGCAACUGAAAACAUUGUUCUCACACCUGCUGACCUCACACCCAGAACUGGAGCCGAUAAUAUGGACCUUGCUUCAGCACACUCUCCAGAACGAGUUCGAAUUAAUGCGAGACAGACACUUGGACCAGUUGAUUAUGUCGGCUAUGUAUGCCAUAUGCAAGGUGAAGAACGUGGACUUGCGCUUCAAAACGAUUGUGACCGCUUACAAAGAAAUGCCUAAUGCUAAUCAAGAGACAUUUAAGCGUGUGCUUAUCAGAGAGGGGCAGUACGACUCCAUCAUUGUCUUCUACAACCUGGUCUUCAUGCAAAAGCUGAAGACUAACAUUCUUCAGUAUUCCUCUCCUCGGCCUCCUCCUCUGUCUCCCAUUCCCCGCAUCCCCUGCAGCCCCUAUAAAAACUCUCCUCUGCGGGUGCCUGGCAGCAAUAACGUCUACGUCUCCCCUUUGAAAAGCAGCCGUAUGUCCCCAAUGGUCAUGACCCCACGGAGCAGAAUUCUUAUAUCUAUUGGCGAAUCCUUUGGGUCUGCAGACAAAUUUCAGAAGAUUAAUGAGAUGGUGAGCAGCACCGAUUGGUCCCUCAAGAGGAGUCUGGAUGGAGGCUCUGCCCCCAAGCCCCUGAAGAGGUUACGCUUUGACAUGGAUGGACAAGAUGAAGCUGAUGGAAGCAAAUCGAGUGGCGAGUCAACACUGAUCCAGAAGCUGGCUGAGAUGAGCUCGACACGUACUCGUAUGCAGGAACAGAAACUGAAGGAGGAGUCUGUUAAAGAGCAUCCAGAGCCCUAAAUAAAUCCACUUUUUAAUGCCUGAGGAAAACCACUCCACCAUUGAAAGGGAAACGCUGACAUGCCUGAGUGUUAUAUGUUGCUACAUUUUGGACAACUCCACCUGUUUUAAUAUUUAAGUGGUGCACUGCAUUUCCUGAAAUGGCACAGAUGCUUUUCCUGUGUUAUUUAAUUUUAGUUUGUUUUAAGUGUGUGAGGGUCCAUGAAGGAGGAUUUAUUCUUUUAGUAGUUUAUGUUGAGGAAAUAACGUGACGCAUACCUCUUAAAGGGACAGUUCACCCAAAAAUGAAAAUUCUGUCAUUUACUCACCCUCAAGCUGUUCCAACAACUUGAGGGUGAGUAAAUGAUGACAGAAUUUUCUUUUUUGGGUGAACUAUCCCUUAUUUGAUCUACAAACACAUAAAAUCUGGCGGGUUUAGUGUGUCAUGAUAAUUUAUUGUUUUUUUCUUUUUUCCAUUUGUUUUAAAGCUGCCUACUUUUUCCUCAUUGCUGUACAGGAAAUUGAGAUUUACACAGGUUGUAAGAUCAAAUUUUACCACAGUGUUUCCUUUAAUCAUGUAUUGAACCCUGCUGGUGGCUUUUCUCAUUUCUUUGAGGACCCCCUGUUUUGCGUGAUAGAAGUAAAUGGAAUUAAAUUUUGAAGCUGUAUUAUAAAUUUGUUGCCGUUUAAGCAUUACUGGGUUUUUAGGAUGUGAUUUGUUGUGGAAGUGCAUGUGUUUGUCAACACAGGCGGUCAUCUGUCUGACCUUUUUAUGUUCUUCCUGAACCGCAUUGUUGUUUUUGCUGUUGGAUUUUAAGACCGUUUUAGAGCUUUUGUUACUAAUAUUCAAAAAAUUAUGUUAUACCUCAAAUGUUCUUUUUUGAAAAAUUAUGUA